AUGAUCGAUACUUUUGAACCAGCUGAUUAUAGAAUGAGUAAAAGUGGUUGGUUGAGAUAUGAAGAUUCAUCAGUUAUUUCUCGUUUAUCUCGAUUAAUUGAAGGUGUAACAAACAUGAGUAUGAUAACAGCUGAAGAUCUUCACCAAAAUCGUAUUACUACAUGGUUAACUUAUUUCAGUGAUGUUAAACAAAGUGAUGCAACAGUUUUUCAUGUAGUUGGCGAUCAUUUGAAAUCAAAAAAGGAAGUGCUGCAUUUUGGUAUAAUAUUUAUGCAUCGAAUGAAAGUUAGAUAA
Adineta steineri is the source of this 294-nucleotide messenger RNA. Lineage: Eukaryota; Metazoa; Rotifera; Eurotatoria; Adinetida; Adinetidae. The record is from the annotation of a GenBank genome assembly.